Messenger RNA from Oncorhynchus masou masou (cherry salmon), 11703 nucleotides. RefSeq names its product protein prenyltransferase alpha subunit repeat-containing protein 1-like. The transcript has 9 exons. NCBI's taxonomy places the organism in Eukaryota, Metazoa, Chordata, Actinopteri, Salmoniformes, Salmonidae. Gene Ontology annotation, cellular component: cytoplasm. The record is from RefSeq and is a predicted model, not a curated record. Gene Ontology annotation, molecular function: protein prenyltransferase activity. Bases 843 to 2219 code for a protein of 458 amino acids. Gene Ontology annotation, biological process: protein prenylation.
AUCUCAUAUGUAUAUACUGUACUCGAUACCAUCUAUUGUAUCUUGCCUAUGCUGCUCUAUACCAUCACUCAUUCAUAUAUCCUUAUGUACAUAUUCUUUAUCCCCUUACACUUGUGUGUAUAAGACAGUAGUUUAGGAAUUGUUAGUUAGAUUACUUGUUGGUUAUUACUGCAUUGUCGGAACUAGAAGCACAAGCAUUUCGCUACACUCGCAUUAACAUCUGCUAACCAUGUGUAUGUGACAAAUAAAUUUGAUUUGAUUUGAUUUGAAUAUUAAUCAAAUGAAUUAAGAGAAAUUUCUUAAUCAAUCCCAUAUACUAUGUUCUUACAUAAAAAGGUUUUAAAUUCUCUAGUACAGCCAAUAUUGAAGAGAUGUCAAAUGCUUCUCAAAAAUGCCCUCUGGUGGUCAAACUAGCAUUAUUGGCAACAAUGGCUGACAAGUAAAUAACUACAAUUUGUGCUGCUGUAUGACGCAACUUUUAAAGGAACAGCCACUGUAGUAAGGUGUUCCCAUACUGGUAAGUAAGGCACACUGUAUAUUACGCCAAGCGUGUUACCUGUAGGAUGUGAUUGCAUUGAAGGUUGACCGCCUACUCUGUGUGUGCAUUAACUACAGGGGGGGAGAUGUUCGAGAUGCUCCUUGUGCUCAUUCGUUGGCUCUGGUUCGUUUCGAUCAGGAGCGGUGGUGGAGGUUCAACCGUAUGAUUUUAGCUUCCCGGGCCCUCUCGGCUCACUGAGGUGCCUAACCAGAACUCGGUCUCCAGGUUACAGAACUGCCCCUUUCAUCUUCCGGUCUCUCUCUCCCAAAAAGCCAAACAACAAGUCCACUGGAAGGUGUGGUUGAUGACCGCAGAGCAGAUAGUAGGUGAUGAGAUAGGUCUGAUCCUGUGUCCUGAGGCCAGGUACAACCGCAGCCCCAUCGUCUUGGUAGAGAACAAGUUGGGGGUGGAGAGCUGGUGUGUCAAGUUCCUGCUACCCUAUGUCCACAACAAACUACUGCUCUACAGGCAGCGCACACAGUGGCUGGACAGGGAAGCUCUGGUGGACAUUACUUGCACUCUGCUGCUGCUCAACUCAGACUUUACCACCGCUUGGAAUGUCAGGAAGGAGCUGCUGCAAUGUGGCGCCCUAAAUCCAGAGAGAGACCUGUACCUGGGAAAACUGGCCCUCACCAAGUUCCCCAAGAGCCCCGAGACAUGGAUACACAGGCGCUGGGUACUACAGCAGGUGCUACGGGAGUGUUCUCCCCCCAGCUCGGACCGGAAGGAGCAGCGUGACAGUGGCCUGCGUGAUGCAGCAGAGAGGACUCGGCUUAGUGAGCGCCUCCAGAGGGUUCUACACGACGAGAUGAAGGUAUGCGCCGACGCCGCCAGCCGCUACCCUAGCAACUACAACGCCUGGUCGCACCGUAUCUGGGUCCUGCAGAACAUGGCCCAGGGCAACUUGAAGGUGCUCCAUGAUGAGCUGUCCUCCAUGCGUGAGUGGGUCUCCAUGCACGUGUCGGACCACAGUGGCUUUCACUACCGCCAGUUCCUGCUCAAGGCCCUGGUCAGGGAGCUCAGCCAGUCCAUGCACCACCACCAUGCCCCUUGGCCCAGCCCCGGCAGCUCCAGCCCUCGCAGUCCCAGCCCGGACCUCCAGCCAGGCCACCCCCACCACCAGGCUAACGGAGAGGCCACAGCAGCAGCCCCCUGCCUCUCUCCUGCCACCCCAGAGGACCAGUCCUCGGUGCCGGCCAUGCCCCAGCUGUUUCACCAGGAGAUGGAGCUGUGUACUGACCUCAUCCAGUCCUUCCCCGGACACGAGACACUCUGGUGUCACAGGCGACACGUCUUCUACCUUUGGCACCACUGGAGGCGGGACCACGAUCACCACGAUGGCCAGGGCUGUGGCAGUGAGUCUCCCCAGCUGAACCACACUGACGCUGGGCUGAGCAGCUACCCUCACACAGCCUCCUCUAGAGGAGUGGGUCUAUACAGGGUGGAGAGCAGGAACGGACAGACUCAGGAGGGUCAGAAUGCCAUGGAGGUGGACGGGGUCGGGGUCCUAGACCCCCGUGACACUAAGCGUCUGAAGCGGGCUCCCCCUGACCCCUGCCCCCCCGCCCUGCCCUCAGAGCACGGUUUCAUAGCCAGCGUCCUGGACGGCUGCCGCUCCCACGAGCAGGGAUGCUUCGCCCUUGCAUACAGGAAGUGGCUAGACUCUGUGAUUGGUCAGUGAGAGAUGGACGGACAAAGUCAUUGGUCAGUGAGAGGAGACGCUUCCUCCUCCACGGGAGAUGGGUUACGGUUUAAAUUUGCCCCUCUGGCACAGAUUUAGGAACAGCUUACUCUCACCCAACCCCUAACCUUAACCAUUAGGGCAAGAAUUGUAAAAUACUGUCCCUAGAUCAGCGUCUAGUGGCUGGUAACAUUAUGCUCACUUUGAAGGCUCUGGAAGGGGGCUGGGGGAUCUCAAAGUUAUUUGUGGCCCCUCCCGUCUUCCUGGAAAUGCCUGGACUCUGAUUCGUCGGCAGAGCUUUGUCUGAGCCAAUCCCCCUUUCAGAAUGGAAAUCUGAGUGUGGCUUUGCUCUGAGUCGUUCCACCUCAAAGCACAAGAAAGAGGACCACCAGAUUGUUCUGAAAUUGUUUCUGUAGUUAGUAAGAGGAGAUACGAUUAGCGUUCCUGUAACAUUAUUUUGUUGAAAUAUAAUUAGAUCUCUGAAAUAUUAAGCUAAUUGAUGUCGUCCAAAUUGACCAUUUUAAUUUAAAAGAUUCAGAUUGUAGUCAAAUAUAGUACCCAACAUCCAAUUUGGGCCAAACAUCUUCCUACCAAUGCACCCCCCAAAAGAUGUCAAAGACCACCCACGGACCCCCUACACCCCAUGCCAAUCCCACCCCAACAACCAGUAUACAGUAUCAGCUGUCUAUGUUUGACAAGUAGUCUGAAGCUGUGGCUUGGAGUAUUGCUUCUCCAUACUAAGUAAUGUAUUCCCUGUGCAUCUGGUGAUGUUUCUUUCCUCCCUGUUCAGAGAAAUUAGUAAUUAAAGUGGCUUGCAUUGGUUGUUAAGCAACAAAAGUGAAGCUUGCACAACUAUGGGGAAAAACAGACCUGUUUGGCUUAGAUUGUUGACAACAUGUGAACUAUAUUUAGUCUCCAAAUGUUUGUUCAACACAUAAAUACAUUUUCACAAUGAGCACUUGUUGACUCUCAAAUACAUUGUUAAAGUUGUUAGUUUGCAUUUUUUUGCCAUAUUAGCAUUGACAUCUAAUAAGUCAAAACACCUCAAAACAUGACAUGGUAUCAAGAACACACUUCCGACACUCGCAAUAACAUCUGCUAACCAUGUGUAUGUGACCAAUGAAAAUAUAUUUUAUUUGAAGAUACAACUAGCUGAAAUGAGACACAUACGAUUCCCCACAUGGUAGCUUCUUGUCAUUGUUGCUCGUUAUCUCACCGUUCAGAAUCAUUACAAAGCACAGCUUCAGGCCACAACGAUGUGUGCGCAUAAUUUUUGUGACGUUAUCAGCCAACCGAUCUAUAGAUUUUUACCACUAAAUGCCACUGUUCCUGCUUUCCCGCAACUUUUUUAUCCAUUUUGCUGGUCUCAUGUGUUUAUAUCACAAUAUUUCAUUUUACAACUUUGGGUAGAAAACCAAUAGAUUUGUCUCCUCCAUAAAAGCAAUUCAGCUUGUUCUCAUAGCAACUUAAUGCUGAAAACCAACUCUUCUUGAAUAGUCCAACAAGUGGCUGCUCUCUAAGAGGGCUAUCCCGAUGCAAUUCUCAUACAAAGACUUCCUUACAAGCCAAAAACUUUGAUGGAGAAAUUGGCUCGGGACUAAAUGUUGUGACAGCCUUAAUAAGUAAUUAAUUGCUUGGGCGGUCUUAUGUGUUUCAAUAAAAUGGUCAGGAAACAGCUCUAUAAAAGCAUAAAAGAGUGUGAUGGUAUAGCAGGAACAGUGGCAUCUGGUGGUCACAACGUGGUACUUUCACACUACUUCAUGGUAAAUAAUGCAAACGACUUCAAUACUAUCAGGGGGGUAAAACAUCAGUUUCAUAGGGAAUACAUUACAUAGUAUGGAAAAGCAAUACUCUAAACCACAGCGUCAUACUACUUAUUAAUCAUGGAGAACUGAUACUGAAUACUGGUUGGGGUGCGUGGGUGGCUUUUACAUUUUUGGGGGGAUUCCUCGUGUCUUACUCAUUGGUAGGAAGAAGUUUGGUUUGGGAGUAAAUUUAUUUAAUAUUUUCUGAAUCCUAAAUUGCCGAUUUGGGUGCAAUUAAUUAGCCUAAUUUCUCCAAGAUAAAAUGUAAACAAAAUAAUGCUUCAGAAAUACCUAUCUUACCUGUUUCUUACUACAGAAACAUUUUGAGAACAAUCUGAGAUGGUGGGUGUCAUGGCUUGCUGAAAUAAUAUGGAAUGACUUCUCUGGAAGAGUAUGGCUCGUAUGGUCUGUUAGUAGCUUAGUUCAGGUACCUCAAUACCUCAGGUCUCUUUCAAUGUUAGGGACUGGAACAAUUCUGUCAACCAAUUCUGUCCGUCAUUUGAGUUUUUUCACUUAAGAGAUGUAUUCUUCCGGUAUCUUUCUUUUGUCUUCCAGUAACUAAAUGUAUUGUAGCAGAAUAGGUUAAGUGAAGCUGCCAGGUUACAGGAGGCUAAUCAUCACAAAUGUUGUUAUCAGGUCAAUUCAGAAUUAAACUAAGGACCAUAGUGAGAUGAGCAGUGCAGCAAAUCAUUCAUUGUCAACAUACAAAAACAAAGAACAAAAAACUAGCAAAGCCAUUAUAUGCCGAUACCGCUAUGUCAUGCAUCCCUACGGACAACAUUUAGACUGAGCACAACCAUGAACCAAUGAAACUCAUGCUGUAGCUCUCAGGGAAAUUUAAGUAUUUCACAAGGAGAGAGGAAAGUAAAUAAAAUCUAGCCUAGAGAAACAAUUCUAGUUGAUCCAGGUUUCUUCAUACUUGGAUGUGAAAUAUAUCUAUAUAUCAAUGGUCUGAGUCACUUCAAUCAGACAAUGGUCUGAGUCACUUUAAUUGUAGAGAGGUGCUCGAUUGUAAAGACAUGACUGCAAGCACAUUCUAAAAAUUAUAAUUUCCUCAGAAGGUUCUCUUGAAGUACUUAGCCCUCGAGUCUGUCAAUGAGAAUGAUUACAGUACUGUAUGUAAGCACAACUGGUAUAUAGGCUGUGUCACUGCUUUCCCUUUUUAUUCAAGAACAACUUGGUGCUAGCCUGGUCCAAGAUCUGUUUGUGCUUUUGCCUACCCCAUUGUCAUUGUCAAGGCAAACAUUUUGCAUGACAAUUCCAUAAGGAGUUGACAAGCGAGCAGAAACAGACUGGCACCAAGGCUAACUUGGUACCACAACCUCUAUUUCUAUUUUUGAGGGGGAACUAUAAUCCCCCCAGAUCUGAUCAUCACAUUUCUGCAUCCCAAAUGGUAAUAGGGUGCCAUUUGCGACACACUCAUACUCUUCCUGGAGUGGUUGUUGCUGUAUUUUUUUCACAGUUCUGUUUGUUUAGUCCUCUUAGUGAUACCUGGGCUUGUAUUCACAAAGUUUAUCUGACGAGCGCUGCCUGAUAAAGGAUCAAUUUUGGCCUUUUGAUCUUCAUGGUUACAUGGUCUGGGGGUACUUAAUCCUAGAUCAGCACUACUAGUCUGAGACUCUUUAUUAGAGAUGUAACUCACUAUUUACUGAUACGCAUUAGUCCCUAGUUCUAAUGUUCAAGAGAGAACUGCGUUGAGUCAUUGAUCUACAAGUCAUUUUGCAUGCCAAAAAACCCCAGGCAAUGUCGGUAGCCUAGCAAAGAUUUUCCAUUAUAUUGACAAGAUAGUCGAGUGACCGCCCUCAAAGAUGGAAUGGAGGCGAGUUCAGGGGGGCCCAUUAUCGGGGCGGCAGGGUCGCCUAGUGGUUAGAGCGUUGGACUUGUAACCGAAAGGUUGCAAGUUCAAAUCCCCGAGCUGACAAGGUACAGAUCUGUCGUUCUGCCCCUGAACAGGCAGUUAACCCACUGUUCCUAGUCCGUCAUUGAAAAUAAGAAUUUGUUCUUAACUGACUUGCCUAGUAAAAUAAAGGUAAAAUGAAUAAAUAAAAUAAAUUACCAAUGAGAGGGCAGAUACACGUGUGAACAACAGGCAUCACUCUGAUUAUAACAUUUUUUUCAAUGCUGUGAAAUGCCACUUGUGUCCACAUAUAUCAGUGCAUUUGUAACAACUUAAUCAUUACGAAACUAAUAUUCAAUCAAAUAACCUUCAAGUAGCAAAUUAGCAAUUCAAUGUUUUUCUGACCCAAUUCGACACUCAUUGACCUCCAUACAAAACUGUAAUCCAUUCUCCUUUUCAUGAAUUUAUUCACAGGUAAAUAGGUAAAUAUUUUUUUUUAAACCAUAAAAAUCAUGUUUAAAAUCAGUACAACCGACUGUCAUUAAGGCAAAGGUUGGCUACUUUGAAGAAUCUCAAAUAUUAAAUAUAUUUUGAUUUGUUUAACCUUUCUGGCGCAGGCGUUCCGCUAGCGACCCACCUCGACAACAUCCGGUGAAAUUGCAGAGCGCCAAAUUCAAAAUACAGAAAUAGUCAUAAUAAACUUUUUGUUAAUCCAGCCGCUUUGUCAGAUUUCAAAAAGGCUUUAUGGCGAAAGCAUACCAUGCAAUUAUUUGAGGACAGCGCCCCGAUUACAAAAAGCAUACAAACAUUUUACAACCAAAUAAAGGAAUUGCAAAAGUCAGAAAUAGGGAUAAAUGUAACGGUUUUCUUCUGGUGAGAGAGGCAGACCAAAAUGCAGUGUGGUUAGUUUUGUACAUCUUUAAUAAAGAUGAAAAAUACAACAAUCUACAAAACAAGAAACGUGAAAAAACUGAAACAGUCCUAUCUGGUGCCACAAACACAAAGACAGGAACAAUCACCCACAAAACCCAACACAAAACAGGCUACCUAAAUAUGGUUCCUAAUCAGAGACAAUGACUAACACCUGCCUCUGAUUGAGAACCAUAUCAGGCCAAACAUAGAAAUAGACACACCAGACACACAACAUAGAAUGCCCAUCCAGCUCACGUCCUGACCAACACUAAAACAAGGAAAACACACAAGAACGAUGGUCAGAACUUGACAAUAAAAUUAAUCACUUACAUUUGAAGAUCCUCAAAUGGUUGCAGUCACAAGAGUCCCAGCUACACAAUAAAUGUUAGUUUUGUUCGAUAAAGUCUCUCUUUAUAUCCCAAAAGCUCUGUUUUGUUGGCGCGUUUUGUUCAAUAAUCCACUGGCUCAAAGGCGGUCAACAUGCAGACGAAUACAUCCUAAUAGUACCGGUAAAGUUUGUUGAAACAUGUCAAACGUUGUUUAUAAUUAAUCCAGGUUGUUAAUUGUCUAAAUAAUCGAUAAUAUUUCAACCGGACAAUAGCGUAUUCAAUCUAAAGGAAAAACAACGAAGGGCACGCACUCGGUCAUGCGCGCAAACCAGCUCUGCAUUCUUCUUCAGUCCACUGACAGAAAGCUUUCAUUCUAAUUUAUUUUUCAGAAAACAAGCCAAAAACAAUGUAUAAAGACUGUUGACAUCUAGUGGAAGCCAUAGGAUCUGCAAUCUGAGUCCCAACCCAUUAGGUACUCUUAAGUAUCCCACUUCCUGGAUGGAUUUUCUUCAGGUUUUCAACUGCCAUAUCAGUUCUGUUAUACUCAUAGACAUUAUUUCAUAGACAUUAUUUUACAUUAUCUACCAAUUAUAUGCAUAUCCUAGCUUCUGAGUUUGAGUAACAGGCAGUUGUCUUUGGGCACGCUUCUCAUCCAGACGUCAAAAUACUGCCCCCAAGCCAUAAGAAGUUUAAAAAAAAAUGUUUUACUACAUGAUUCCAUAUGUGUUAUUUCAUAGUUUUUAUGUCUUAGCUAUUAUUCUACAAUGUAGAAAAUAGUACAAAUAAAGAAAACCCCUUGAAUGAGUAGGUGUUUUAAAACUUUUGAACGGCAGUGUAUGUAAUGGGGAAUAGAUAAAACAUAAAUAACCAAAGGACAAACAAUUCACACAAUAAUCUCACAUGAGUUGACUUUAGAUUUUUAGCAUUUUAAUUCCGAUAUUACUUUAUGAAAUCUUUAGAAAAUAAUUGCCUCCAUGUUCCCAUGGUCAGAUUUUGCCUAUAGACUACUUUGAAGAAAGGGAAGACAUGCUUGAUAAUAUGAAAUAAAACAUUCAGGUAUCAAAAAAGUAAGUAUGUUAUAUAUCGCCAUUUAUCGGCCAAUUGCCGGCUACCGGAAACCCUGGCACACACAGACAGAGAAGUCAGCUAAAACAGAUCUAGAUACGUUUUGAAUUGAAAUUGAAAGGGAAAGAUGCACUUCCCUACUCUUUAUGAAUACAGGCCCUGGCUGAAGGCAUGCAUUAUUGCUCAACAAUAGUACCAGAUCUGUUUGUUCUCUUGUCUACUCUAUUGCUGUCCUUGUCAAUCCAAACAAUGUUUUGUUUGGCAUGACAAUGGGUGACAACAGCACAACUAUAUAUACACCUUCCCAGAAGAGUGGGGGCUGAUAUAGCAGCAAAGGGGGGACCAACUCCAUAUUAAUGCCCAUGAUUUUGGAAAGAGAUGCUCGACGAGUGUCCACAUACUUUUGGUCGUGUAGUGUAUGUAACCGGCAAUAACUGGCCUGAAUACCUCUCAUUCAGCACGACAUUCAAAAUGGCCGCCUUUCUUUGGGCCAACAGCAUCAAGGGCGAGGCAGCUCGUCUCAUUCAAUGUUUUUGAUGUUUCAGUGUUUUUUAAAUCUUUCUUCCCUGGAUAGUAACUUGGCUCCCACUAACUUGACAGCUUUUCAGUCCAGUGGGGUUUUACUACAAAGCAGGAUCAAUGAGUUAGCUGGCUAAUUUCAAUUAACAACCAGAAAUAGCUAUUGAUUUUCUAGUCCAUUGAGAAAGCUCAACUUAGAUAUGUGUUUCUGGUUGUGUUUCUGAUAUGUGUUUCUGGUUUAGACCAUGCCCGUUUCAAACUUAUCUUUGUAAAACAUAUUUUUUUAAAUAGUUUGGCAAGCUGGCUAACUCAUUAAUCCUGCUUUGUUGUAUACCCCUCAUAUCUCACAGACCCACUGAUCUGGGCAUUAAAGGCGUAUGAUUUAAAGCUUGUUGUCAUUAGGAGUCAGUGAAAGCAUUGUUUAGGAAGAGUUUAUUUUAUGCUUACAGCACUAUCUCCAUAGAAAUAGGAUUUAUGGAUAGAAUGGAUUCUAUUUAUAUGACUGUCUCUCAGUUCAGCACAUACCAUUAAAGGGAUAGUUUGGGAUUUUGAGUCAGACAAACUUGUGGAUACCAUUUGUAUGUCUCUGCGUCCAGUAUGAAGGAAGUUUGGGGUAGUUUCAUCAGCCAAUGCUAACUAGCAUUUGCACAUUGACUGGAAGUUAGAGUAAUGACUAGAACUGCUAGCAUUGCACUAACGCUAGUUAGCAACUUCCUUCAAACUGAACACAGAGACAUAAAAAUUGUAUACACAAGUUCAAAUGACUGGAGUAGUACACAAAGGGCUUCAUUGCCAAAAUACUGAUCUAUCCCUUUAUAGGAUUAUACACAUUAAGAAAUGUUUUUGAUCCAUUCUCUGCUCGUUUUUCUCAACCUACAGUAUAUACUUGAGGUAUUCAAUCAAACACUGAGCUAUGGCUUCUGUAAUAAGUAAUAUAACCAGAUAAUAGGUUACUCUAUGGUAAAUAUGGUAUAAAGACCUAUCUUUUGGUAGUGUUACAAUGAUACUUGUUACAUUAUGUCAAGGUAAAUCAUCUAAGUUUGUGUUUUAUAAGAAUGACAUUACAUUCCCUAACCUGUAUAUUCACAGAACAUAUCUUUAGACUGACACAUACUCGCACGGUACAUAUUCCGGUAGGGUUACAUUUUGUAAGAAAGGGCCCCUGUCCUGUACCUUUUGUAAAUGUAAUUUGUUUAGUUGCACAAACCACUAUGAACAUGAUAAUAAUAACGGCAGAACACUUCUUCCACCCUUUAUUGGUCAUAGACUAAUAGAUCAAUAUUUUAUAGAGGAGCAGCUCUGAUGAACAUUGGGCUUCUUCUGUAUUAUUUUCUGUAAGGUGCAAAUGGGAUAUUUGCAGCUGUUUUCGUAAUUAAUUUUCCAGCCCCCUCUCAGUUUAAAGGCAUAGUUCACCCAAAUUACAAAAUGAAACAUUGCUUUCCUUACCUUACCCAUAGACUGCUUACAGGGUAUGACAGCAAUCCAUGCUUUGGUUUAGUUUCCCUGGAACUGUUUCCACAUGCUAACAUUGUAACAUUUGUGGCACAAAUCCCAUUUAAGUCAUUGGACCGAUAUUCGCUUUUUUCAAGCAUCAUGAACUAUACCUUUUAAGUGGCAGGGCUGAAUUAGGCUGAAUCAAGUCUAAGAUUAUUGCUUUAAAUGAAUAGUUCACCUUUCUGUCUUCUCCUCUUACAUCGAUACUUCACCACCUAUGUAUCUCUUCUUAAAGGGAUAGUUCCCCUACUCCAACCUGCAGUUAACCUCUCUUAUCUUAGAUGCAUCCUCCUGCAGAUCUGCCCCUAAGUCACACCAGCUCAUUUGUCAAAGUGGUUAUUAUACAAUACUGUAUUAUGUGUCUGAGCCACUGCCCACAGGGCAGGCACGUCAGAUUCUCUGUCGGAUAGGGAGGGAUACUGCUAUAGAGUAGGUUGGGAAAACGUUUCCAUUUGUAUUAGAGACAGACUUGUAUUUCUGUUAGGUGUCUGAGCCCUCUCGUCGAGGUGCUACUUAACAGGGCCAGUAUGCACAAAGCGUAUCUAGGAGUCCUGAUCUAGGAUCAGUUUUGUCUUUUUGAUCAUAAUAAAUAAUAUUAUAUGGAUAGUUGGGACCUGAUCCUAUAUCAGCUCCCUACUUCAAGACACUUUAUGAAUACAGGCUUAGGCUACUGUCGUGUGUAUCUGUAAUGUGAUCAGAACAGGCACUGGUAUGAAGCAUGUGGACGAGGGAGACAAUGUCAACACAGACAGACAGACAAACAAACAAGCUGGGAGUGAGCUUGGUAGUUGCCACUGAAGUAUUCUCUUCACGGCUGCCGCAUAACAAAAUGUGACAGAGCUCAAAUGGAUCAAAAACCAAACUGACGUUUUGAGUGGAAGGAGCAGGGGCAUGCUCUUCAGCGCUUGUAGCACAACAUAACAAUCAACUUGCAACUGUAUAUCGUUCCCAAGAGGCUUAGCAAGACGCGCUUGAGACAUAGGCCUAGACAAGCAUUCAUAAAACAUUCAUAAUGCCACUGUGAACAGACAAAGCAGCUUAUAACAGCCUAUGACAACAGCUAUACACACAGUACUAAGGUGAUGUAGCUUUAGUGUGUUUUAGGGGCAGUAAUGUGUGAAGAAGUCUUCAGCCAUUGCGGUGGUCAGUCACACAAGCUGGGAAACACAUCAUGGCUGUUGUAGGUGGAUAUGGGAACAGCCACAGUGUCUGUCCUGUUGGAGAUCAUUGCAGAAAGAGUUCAAAUGCAGCCUUUACCCUUCUAUCACUUAAUUUGGAUACUGUGUGCAGUGUGUCGGCCAUACGUCUGCCCUGUCCUGCCGAAGGCACUUUUGUUUUUAGUUCACAACAUUUUACCUACGAGGGCUUCCAUUUAACUCCUACUACUACCAUGUUCUCUGUUACCUAUGUUUGGAGUCAUUAAGAAGACUGUAUAUAACCUAAGCAUUAUGUAAGAGACCCUUCUCAUCUCAAAACCAAUGUGUCCUGAAUUAUGAAAAUAAUUUGUCAAACUAUCAAAGCUA